Messenger RNA from Aspergillus fijiensis CBS 313.89, 2379 nucleotides. Its product is annotated as threonine/serine exporter family protein. The transcript has a single exon. Gene Ontology annotation, molecular function: transmembrane transporter activity. NCBI's taxonomy places the organism in Eukaryota, Fungi, Ascomycota, Eurotiomycetes, Eurotiales, Aspergillaceae. Gene Ontology annotation, biological process: transmembrane transport. The record is from RefSeq and is a predicted model, not a curated record. The annotation marks the transcript as partial.
CGAGUCCGAUUCCGCUCAGUGAGCAAUCAUGGCGAGAGUGCACCGCAGCGGCCGCCUAUGCCCCGAGCAGACUCCGAUUAUUCCGUCCGCUCGCUUCAAUCCGUCCAUUCUAUGAUGCCCACAUCAGAAUCCGCCGAUCUUACCGAGUACUUCCCCGGCGAUGGAGAGCCUGGACCCGAGAUCGAAGCAGGCGUCGAGCAAUCGGCACACCGACGCGCCUCCCCACCUACCGACGGCGACACUCCCAAGUCUUCCAUCGAGAAGGAGGAGCAGCCCGCGCAUCCGAUGUCCGCUCGAGACCGCUGGAAGCACGCCAGCAAACUGCUUCGUCAGAAGACCGUCAACCUGGGUGAACGCUUGGGUAGACCCUCGGACGACGACGGUGGUGACCUCGGCGCCGCCAUGCUACCCGAUGAUUUGGAGAGAGGACUUGGACCAGCACCGCCGCGCCGUGGAGGAGAGGAAAAGGAUCCGUUUGAUAUUCACAACCGCGAUCGCGACGAAACACCGCCGCCACCCAGCGCAGAGGCCCAUAGACUGGUGCGCAGCAUGACCCAGCAUCACUUGCGCAACCGCAAACCUAAGUCUGCUUACGCACGCUCCGGAACCAGCACGCCCGAUGAAUCAAGUCGACCGGACUCCUGGUAUGGGGGUGCCACCCCGCCCCGCCCUGGUGCGGGCGGCGGUGGUAUUCUCUCGCAGUUGCUGAAGCUCCAUGCCGCGCAGGCGAAAGAUAACAUGUCCGUCACGGACUCGUCCGACAACGAAUCGGUGGCCUCGUCGGGGACCGCUACCCCGCGCCGGGACUUUUCGUCAGGGACGGCGACUCCCAAGAAGGAGAAGCUGAAAUGGUACAAGAAAUCGAAUCAUCACUCCACCGCCUCGCUGGUGUCCGCAUCGAUGAACCUCAGUCGGGCGAGUCUGCCGGCGUCUGCCGAUACGCUGGUGAUGCUGCCGCAACCACCGAAGAAGGGGAAGAAGAAGUCGCGCAAAACUCGGCUGGAGGACGAAAUCCGCGUCACCGUGCAUAUCGCCGAAAUCCUGGCCCGGCAGCGUUACAUCAUGCAGCUGUGCCGGGCGCUAAUGCGGUACGGCGCCCCCACCCACCGUCUCGAGGAGUACAUGCAAAUGACGGCCCGAGUCCUGGAAGUCGAAGGUCAGUUCUUGUAUCUGCCGGGAUGUAUGAUCAUGUCCUUCGACGAUCCGACCACCCGCACCGCCGAGGUCAAGUUGGUCCGAGUCGUGCAGGGGGUGGACCUGGGCCGGUUGGCGGAAACGCACAACGUGUACAAGAAUGUCGUCCAUGAUCUUAUUGGCGUGGAGGAGGCGAUUCAGGAAUUGGAUUUCAUUAUGAAGCGACCUCCCCGGUUCAACAAGUGGAUUCUCGUGCUGGCCUACGGGUUGGCCAGCUGUGCGGUCGGUCCAUUCGCCUUCGAAGCACGCCCGAUCGACAUGCCCAUCAUCUUCUUCCUGGGCAGCCUCGUCGGACUCAUGCAGCACGUCCUGGCCCCGCGCUCCGUUCUGUACUCCAACGUGUUCGAGGUCACCGCCGCCAUCCUGACCUCCUUCCUUGCCCGCGCCUUCGGGUCCAUUCACCGCGGCAAGAAUGCCGACGGCUCUCUGAAUUACAUCUUCUGCUUCUCCGCGCUGGCGCAGUCUUCCAUCGCUCUCAUCCUCCCGGGAUUUAUGGUUCUCUGCAGUAGUUUGGAACUGCAGUCCCACCAGAUGAUCGCCGGCUCCAUUCGCAUGGUCUACUCGAUCAUCUACUCGCUGUUCCUCGGCUACGGUAUCACGGUCGGGACGACUAUUUACGGUUUGAUCGACGGUGCGGCCAGCUCGACGACCACGUGCCCGAACCAGGAUGUCUACGGCAGCAAGUACACGCAGCACUUCGUCUUCGUCCCGAUCUACGUCAUCUUCCUCGCCAUCAUCAACCAGGGCAAAUGGAAGCAGGUGCCGGUCAUGAUCGUCAUCGCCACCUGCGGCUACGUGACCAACUACUUCAGCACGCUUAAACUCGGCUCAAGCUCGGAGGUCGCCAACACCGUCGGCGCCUUCACGAUCGGUCUGCUGGGCAACCUGUACAGUCGCCUGUGGCACGGCCACGCCGCCACGGCCAUCCUGCCCGGUAUCUUCGUGCUGGUGCCCUCUGGCCUCGCCUCCUCAGGUUCCUUGCUGUCGGGUAUCGAAUACGCCGACGAGGUGCGCGAAAACCUGAAGAACGGGACCAGCGCCAGCAGCACGACCUCGGACGCCAGUAUCUCCAGCCUUGGUUUCGGUAUGAUCCAGGUGGCCAUCGGUAUUACGGUGGGAUUGUUUGUGUCUGCCUUGAUCGUGUAUCCCUUCGGCAAGCGUCGGAGUGGAUUGUUCAGUUUCUAA